Messenger RNA from Magnolia sinica, 447 nucleotides. RefSeq lists its product as uncharacterized. The coding region runs from base 1 to 447 and encodes 148 amino acids. The transcript has 2 exons. Lineage: Eukaryota; Viridiplantae; Streptophyta; Magnoliopsida; Magnoliales; Magnoliaceae. The record is from RefSeq and is a predicted model, not a curated record.
AUGGACAAUUGUCUUAUUGAUAGUCUGGUAGAGCAGGUUGCAAAUGGGAAGAAGAGUGGGCAUUGUUUUAAGAAAGAGAGAUACAAACCAUGUGUUGACAAUAUCAGAGAUAAGUUGGGGAUCAUUCUCACGUCAAAGAAUGUCAUUAACCUCUUACGCACUGUGAAAAAGCUGUAUUUUACAAUUCAGGAUUUGCACAGUGCUAGUGGUUUCGAGUGGGAUGAUAGUUUGAAGGUGGUGGUCGCAACGGAUGAUGUUUGGGUAGACUACAUAAAGUCACACCCGUAUGCACAACAUGUUCGUGGUAAGUUGUGUUUAAAAUAUGAUGAUCUGGAGUACAUUUUUGGAGACGAUCAUGCCACUGGUAAAAGAUGUGCAACCGGAAAUUAUAGUUUUGACACGGUUUCUUUUGGUGGCCUAAGGGAUCCAGAUGAUCCGAUGACAUAG